Messenger RNA from Durotheca rogersii, 1416 nucleotides. RefSeq names its product DHH phosphoesterase. Gene Ontology annotation, cellular component: cytoplasm. Lineage: Eukaryota; Fungi; Ascomycota; Sordariomycetes; Xylariales; Xylariaceae. The record is from RefSeq and is a predicted model, not a curated record. The coding region runs from base 1 to 1416 and encodes 471 amino acids. The transcript has 2 exons. Gene Ontology annotation, molecular function: exopolyphosphatase activity.
AUGUCGCCGAAAACUCUCAAGGCCUUCCUAGCCACUGCGCGGGCCGCCCUAGCCGCUCCGCCAUCCAAGCAUCCGGUUCCCCUUCACUUCGUCGUGGGCAACGAGUCAGCCGAUCUCGACUCUCUGUGCUCGACGCUCCUCCUGGCCUACUUCCGGAGCUACCCGCACGGCAGCGGCGGCGACGGUGGUCCGCUGCACAUCCCGCUGUGCCACCUGCCGCGUGAGGAUCUCGCGCUGCGCCCGGAGUUCGGGGCGGUGCUCGAGCGCGCCGCCGUCACGCCCGACGACGUGCUGACGCUGAGCGAGCUGCCCGGCUCGGGCGGAGCGGCCGCCGCCUCCGCGCCGCUGCGCCCCGAAGACACGAACUGGCUGCUCGUGGACCACAACGUCAUGACGGGGCCGCUGGGGCGCGCGUACGGCGGCCGCGUCGCGGGCUGCGUCGACCACCACGAGGACGAGGGCGCGGUCCCGUCGCGCGCGGUCCCGCGCGUGAUCGAGCGCUGCGGCAGCUGCAUGAGCCUGGUCGUUGAUCAGUGCGCCGGCGCGUGGGCGCGGAUGUCGUCGGCGGAGGAGGACGGCGACGGGAGUGCUACUGCCGCCGCCACUGCCGCCGCCACCACCGGCGGUGGGGGGGGCGGAAGUGCCGCGGUUGACGCCCAGCUCGCGUACCUGGCGCUGGCGCCCAUUCUCGUCGACACGGCGAACCUGGGCAACGCCGACAAGACGACGGCGCGCGACGAGAGCGCCGUGGCGAUCGCCGAGGCCAAGCUUCGCAGCCGCGGCGUCGCGUACGACCGCCGCGAGUUCUUCGACCACGUGUCGGCCCUUAAGGAGGACAUCUCGCGCCUCUCGCUGCGCGACGUCCUGCGCAAGGACUACAAGGAAUGGGUCGAAGAAGCCGCGGCCGCCGCGGCCGCCGCCGAGGCGGGCGCGAGGCCCGAGGUUGCACCUCUCAAGCUCGGCACCUCGUCCGUCCCGCAGCCCUUUGCCGGCCUCGUGCGGAAGGCGGCGGCGGCGGAGGAGGAGGAGGAAGAGGAGGAGGAGGAGGCCGAGGCCCGGUUGGUCGCCGAGCUCGAGGCGUGGGCUGCGGAAAAGGGGCUCGACGUGCUAGCCGUGCUGACGGCCAGCCGGGCCGGGGGCGAGGGCGGCGCCUUCGUGAGGGAGCUCCUCGUUUGGGCGCGGACGGGUCCCGAGGUCGUGCGGGCCAUGCGGGCGUUCGCCACGGCCUGCGGCGCCGAGCUGGGCCUGGGUACUUGGGGGGGCGGUAAGCUAGACGUGUCAGGGGAUGGAGAUGGGGGUAGCAGCUGGAGGAGGUGCUGGACGCAAGCCCGGGUCGAAAAUAGUCGUAAACAGAUCGCGCCGAUGCUCAGGGAGGCGCUGAGGGGAGCGUUAAAAGAGCGGACGGAAACGAUGUGA